Sordaria macrospora k-hell is the source of this 504-nucleotide messenger RNA. RefSeq lists its product as uncharacterized. Lineage: Eukaryota; Fungi; Ascomycota; Sordariomycetes; Sordariales; Sordariaceae. The record is from RefSeq and is a predicted model, not a curated record.
AUGGCACAUCAAACUUCCCAGCAAAGUGGCCCCUUACAGCUGGUUCGCGCCCCAGAGCGUCCCGACUUCACUGGCAGGAAAUCCGUCUUCUUAGCCGGAACCACAACCAAGAAGGGGGAUGAGCCCGACUGGCGUGACAACUUGGCCAGACAACUCUCGCGUCUUCCCAUCACAGUCAUCAACCCGAUCCCACCCAACUGGACUGACUGGCCGGAAGAGAUAACGUUCGCACCCUUCCGGGAGCAAGUCGAAUGGGAACUGGACAUGCAGGAGAGGGCAGACAUAGUCCUGAUCUACUACGGACCUGAUACACUUGCGCCUGUCAGUCUGCUGGAACUGGGGCUCUGUGCGCCCACCAAGAAGGCCAUUGUGUGCUGUCACAGGGAUUAUAACAAGAGGGGCAACGUCCAGAUUGUCGCUAAGAGAUACGGCAUCGAGUUCUUGGAGAAUGAGAAGGAUAUGGCGGCUGCCGUGAUCAGGAAGCUCGGUUCUCUGGAUAGCUAG